Molecule: messenger RNA, 309 nt
Organism: Macrosiphum euphorbiae (potato aphid)
Lineage: Eukaryota; Metazoa; Arthropoda; Insecta; Hemiptera; Aphididae
Source: the annotation of a GenBank genome assembly
AUGUCGCAAGUUUGUUUUAUUUGUAAUAAACAUCUAAAUGAAACUGAAAUAGUUAUUGUUGAACGUGGAAUUCAAACUUUGAUUGAUUCAAGUGUUGAAAGAAAUGACGGACAUUUUGAAUAUUUAAAAGACAAGCAAUCUGUGGCAAUCCAUGUGCGGUGUCGUAAAAUGUACACUCGUAAAAGCAGUAUUGCUACAGCUAAAAGGCAAAGAGAGACAGAAGCUGAGUGUGAUUUCAGCAAACGAGUUUGUAGAAACAGCUCAUAUUCCUAUUCGAAUCUAUCAGAAUUACUGUGUAGCAGGAUAUAG